AUGGCCAAAUAUAUAUCACCACUAAACUUUAUUAAUGAAUUUGACGCUUUUUUAAAACACGAUUUACCAGCGAUCAAUGAUGUUAGACCAUAUCUAAAUAGCACAGCUUCCAAUAAUAUUACCUUCGCUAAUAAUUUCACAAAUGUACAUGAUUCUAAGGAUGAUCAGCUACAAUAUUGGAAAUGGAAUGGCUCGAUACUUCUAAUACGAACAAGCCAUUCGACGGAAAAUUCAUACCGUUAUUUAACAAAUUCUGUGGAUCUACGUGAUAUUUAUAUUAACGUCCCUUCUCAAAGCUAUAGAAAAAUUAAGUUAUUAGAGAUAUUUGACGUGAAAUAUAAUCCUUCAAGAAAUAGUGAGAUUCAAGAAUUGGUUGAGAUAGGUUCUACAUUUAAAGUUUUACCAUGUUUUAAGAAUGACCCAACUUUCAAACCCCACUAUAACGUGAAGUCUCAUGAAUUAAGGAGGUUUGAUUUACAGGCAUGUAAUUUUUUGAAUAUUGUUCAAAAGAUUGUAUUAUACUGUAAUAAUUCUUGUGAUAUUAUAGAAGACAACAAGAAAUGCCCUAAAUGCGAAUUAGCUAAAAAAUUUAUUCACUCAACUUUCAAUUUAGGAGGGUUCAAUGCUAUCCCGGAAAUUUUCAUACUGGAACAUGAUUACGAACCCACCUUUUUACCGCUACAAAACUAUAAGUUGAAUAGAAAUCUUAUCCACCGUGAACAAAUUGAAAUGACACAAAUGACACAUGCCACACCUGUGGAUAAUUCUAUAUUUGUGGGAAACUCAUACGAUUUGGAUGGCAUUCAUUAUUCUCCAACUACAGACAAUUAUCCAUAUUAUAAUAUUGAAUAUAGUACUAUAUUUGAAAAAAUGCAAUUAAGUGAAAAAAAUAAAAGCAUAACAAUAGGGGAAUCAGAUAUCCAUUGGGAUAUUACUAUUGAAUGCACAGUUGCAAAUCAGCAGGAACAGAAUAAUAGUAACAUACUAGAUUCUGAAUUUGACGAAACUAAGAGCAAGCUUAAGUUCCCAGGCGCAGGCUCAUUUACUUUAGGUGGAUUAAAUAAAACACGCAUUGAAAACAUUCUAAAGUAUUGCCAAUUUUUGUACAUUAGCAAUAUGUCAAAUAAAAAGAUAUUAGUUUACUGUAGAGAUGGGUAUACUGAGUCAUCCUUUUUAAUUAUAGCAUUUCUGAUUUUUAAAUAUUCUUUAUCAUUAACACGAGCUAUAUUAACAUUGCAUGACCUGAAUAGACAGCUUUUCCUUUAUCCUGGUGAUAUUCAAGUAUUAGGCCACAUUGAACCUAUUUUACAUGACAAUUCCCCAUUAAAUCAAAAACAGCAACUAAUUGAUAUCAACGCUGAUAAUAACCUGGCAACUAAACUGAAUAUUGAGAUUUCAUCUAACAAUUUUACUGAAAUAUUUUUAACAAAAUUACCAAGUAACUAUGCCCGAUUAAUGAAUAUUAAAGGACCUUUGCCAUCGAAAAUAUUACCCUUUUUAUAUCUUGGUUCGUUACAUAAUAUUAUUUAUCCGGAUAUUUUACGUUCAUUAAAUAUUACACAUUUAAUCAACAUUGGGUCUUUGCCGCCUUGGCUAAAUCGUACGAAUAAAAAUACUAACAAACAAAAAUAUACUACUUCUAUUGAAAGUUAUGAACAGUAUAAUAUUAAAAUAUUAUGCUUACAUGACUUAUUAGAUAAUGGAGAAAUGAGCAUUACCGGUUAUUUUGACCAAUUAAUUGAAUUUAUAAAUACUUGCAAGAGAGAUUCUGGCAGGAUUAUCAUUCAAUGUGAUAUGGGAGUAUCAAGGUCUGUGACAAUUAUCCUUGCAUAUUUAAUUAAACAAUAUAAAAUUAGUUUGAUUAAAUCUUAUUUAUACUUACGUUGCCGCAGACUUAAUAUUAUCAUUCAACCUAGCAUAUUAUUCAUGUAUGAGCUAUUAAAGUGGGAACACUUAUGCUUAAAUGAAAACAAAACUAUAGAUUGCAAAACUAAAAGGAGCAAUGAUUGGUUUUCAUUGUGUAUGGAAAUCAGCCACUUGAAUAAGAUAUAUUCAGCAUGA
This is a messenger RNA of Henningerozyma blattae CBS 6284, 2061 nucleotides long. RefSeq names its product tyrosine/serine/threonine protein phosphatase PPS1 (gene PPS1). Bases 1 to 2061 code for a protein of 686 amino acids. Gene Ontology annotation, biological process: nuclear DNA replication; protein dephosphorylation. Gene Ontology annotation, molecular function: protein tyrosine/serine/threonine phosphatase activity. The transcript has a single exon. The record is from RefSeq and is a predicted model, not a curated record. NCBI's taxonomy places the organism in Eukaryota, Fungi, Ascomycota, Saccharomycetes, Saccharomycetales, Saccharomycetaceae.